AUGACGUGGCGGUGGUUGGGGAGGUUUUGACGUAGCGACUUCACACAACACAUGCACCAUGAGAAGGCAAAGCCGUUUUGACGUACUCGACUUUACACAACCUGCAUAAUACACCAAUACUUUGCUCUGUGUGAACCCCUAUGUUAAUCAAUUGCAUAGUGACUUGAUUAUUUGUUUAUAUCAACAACUUUAUCCAUUAUAUCUUUAAAGGAGAAACAACUCUAGAUGUCGCUUUUUCUACAACUAGACAAGACAGAAUCAAUAUAUAAUCCUUGGUGAUUGUCUGCAAGCCCGACCCACAAAUACACUAAGUAAACAUGUUGGCAAAAAUGAAAGCGAGUACGGAGCAAGAGCUCGAGAAGAAGACGGCGGACUUCGAGCGAAAGCCCGCCCCUUCUGGAGACCGUAAACAGAGCAUUGUGGAACGGAAGGGAAGCGUCAGCGAGAAGCGGAGAAACAGCGUAGCACCCAUGCCUAAAAAACCCGCUACUGGCAAUAAGGCUGCCCAGCAGAUGGGACACUCGCUGACCGGUAUGUUGGCGACCAAGAAGUUCUUCAAACGGUUUUCUAAGAGGGAGCGGACAUCUUCCACCGUUACAGUACCGCCCAAGGAAUAUGAACCAACUUAUCGGAUGGUUCCUAAGCGGAAGUUCAAUUCACAGCACGUGCAUGAAGUGAUUAAGAAACUCGUAGAUGACAAAUUGGACAAAAUGAUUUACAGCAAAAAAUGGUCUCCGAAUUUGACCAAGAUUUUGUGUAACCAAAUCAAAGAGAAGGUGAAGACUUUGAAUUACGAGAGAUACAAGAUGAUUUGCAAUGUAACUUUGGGUGAGAACAAAGGGCCUGGAAUAAUGGCCACCAGUCGAUGCUCAUGGGACCACAGAACGGACGAUUACGCCACCUAUACUUUUCAAAGCAAACAUUUAUACUGCACAGUUGUAGUUUUUGGUGUAUAUAAGGAAUGAUUUCACAUGUUUGUAAGUGCCUUUGUAACAUACUUUUUUAGUGCGAAUGAAACGUGAUGAUGAUUAUGACGAUGGUGAUAUUGAUGAUGAUGAUGAUGAUGAUGAUGAUGAUGAUGAUGAUGACAAUGGUGUCUAUAUUACUAACACUGAUUAUAAGUGUGAAUGUUUUUCUCAAAUGGCCACAUUUUAUCUCUACAUACAAACCUCCUCAGAUAUGACAUGCUUUGCAAAUACACCACUUUGUCGCUGAUUAGAACAGUUGCGCUUGACAGGGUAUUGUAGACGUACGUGAGAAAAUGAAAGAAAUCGUCUCAACUGAAUAUUUGUUCUGCAGAUUUUCUACUCAGUGAAGUAAUAGCAUUCAUUCUGUUUCCAUUUGUGGAGAUAAUGCAUUUAAACUUAAAAUAAAUUAAGGUGCCUACAGCUUA
Magallana angulata is the source of this 1393-nucleotide messenger RNA. Its product is annotated as dynein light chain Tctex-type protein 2B-like. The transcript has 2 exons. The record is from RefSeq and is a predicted model, not a curated record. Lineage: Eukaryota; Metazoa; Mollusca; Bivalvia; Ostreida; Ostreidae. The coding region runs from base 318 to 965 and encodes 215 amino acids. Gene Ontology annotation, molecular function: dynein intermediate chain binding. Gene Ontology annotation, cellular component: cytoplasm; cytoplasmic dynein complex. Gene Ontology annotation, biological process: microtubule-based movement.